CGCACGUCUAAAGCUUGGCUGAAAAUACUCUCAUUAUAAAGAUUUAGGAAAUCCACAUCUUCACUGAAAUCUUGACUGCAAAUUGUCUAGAUAUCAAGCAAGAAGAAAGACCCAAUGGCUUCUCAAAUUGUAAACAUUACUCAAAGCCUCACCACAGCUGAGGAGAUGAGAAACCAAACCAAGCUUGUGAUGCAGCCUUAUGCCAACUGGGAGGAAUACCUGACUCCUGCACCACUUUCCAUAGCCAUCCUGGGAGAGCUGGUCUUCAUCUCUUCCACAACAGAUUUCUCCAUCAACAAAAAUGCACCAAAGAACGGCUACAAGUACAUCAAAUACCCAGAUUCAUUCCGUGCCUGUCUCAUGCAAGUGUGUAACUCUGGCUGGUGGGCUUUCAAUGAGGCCCACAAGAACAUGGAUCAGAUUCGGCUCCACACCAUGGCUGUUCCAGACUACAUGAAGACUGCAGUGAAGAUUCUGUUCCAAGGUAAUGAUGAAAUUGUUCAAGCACACCUUCCUGACCAGCUGGAGAACAUUCGUGUCAUUGCAGAUGACUGUCUUGCACUGGCUGAUACGACAGAAAAGCAAUUCACUGAUGUCAUAAACAUAAUCCAAGAGCUGCUGGAAGCCUGUAUAAAUGCUGAGCACUUUUAUGGAGAAGAGCUGGAAGAAAUCAAGAAGAAGCUAGAAGAGACCAAACUGAGAGAACAGACAUCAAAAGAAGUCAAUGAACGUACAAAGAAGGCAAUGAAGGCCAUGGAGAAGGAGCUGCAGGAGGCACAAGAUAACUACAAAAAAGCAAUGGACUCCCUGCCUAGUGGUUGGGACAUGAUUGGUAUGGAUUUUGUUUCUGGGGUGACAGAAAGCAUUAGUAGUCUGUUUACUGGAAUGACAAGCAUUUUUAGCAAAAAGACGUACAAAGAAAAUACAACAGACAAGGAAUGUUCUACAGAUCCAAUUGGUGAAAUAAACAUCUACAGCAAAUCUGCAGAAAUCCUGAAAUGUGCAGAGAUUAUUCUGCAGUAUGUGCAUGAGGAUGACAUCAACUGGAAGGGCUUGUAUGACCAGAAAAAGAAAGCUACAAAAACAGAUUUUUUGAAAGACCAAUUUCAAAGAAUUAUUAACAAUAUGGAAAAAAUCCCAGAUUGCAAACCCAAACAGCAUGCCCAGGAAUUGUGUGAAGAGGGCAUUAACAUCUGCAAAGAACUGGCAAAAUAUGCCCCAGAUGGGAAAUGUGAAGAAGCCAAAACAGAGGAGCUGAUCAAGAAAAUGAGAAAACUGACUGAAUCAGCCCGCAGUUUUGACUGCAAGAGCAAAGAUGUCACAAAGUCUCCUUCCCUGAUUCCAAAACCACCAAUGAUGUUUAAGGAAGAAAGUAAAUCAGAGAGGAAAAGUGCUUCAGAAAGAGCAACAGAGAAUGCCAGGUUCCGCAUAGAGCAGAGCCGAGCUCAACUGGACAACACCAGAGAGAUCUAUGAGAAGAGUGUGGAGAACAUGGAGAAAAACCAAAAGGAACUGACUGAAAUCCUGAUCACCAUGAGGAGCUGUGAAGUCAAAGAGAUAGACUUUAACACCACCAUACAAAUGCUGGUCAAAGGGAUGGAUGCCAUGGGGAGAGUGAAGGAGCAGUGGGAGAAGAUGGUGCGCUUCUUUCAGAUGGUGUCCAACAUUGUGAAAACCAGCCUGAGCAGAACUCUCAAAGAUUUUGCCUCCACAUCUGAGAAGACUCAGUCACUUUCCUACAACUCAAAGCUCUUCUCUAAAGAUCUGCUCUACAGUCAAGCUUUUCAGGCCACUAACAUCGCCAGCCUCGUCCACAUGAUCUCAGCAACCUACACUGAAGUGUCCGACAAGUACCUCAUGGAUCGUGUCAGCUCACUGGGGAAACUUAUGGCCAUGGACAAGGAAAAACCAGAGUUUGAACAUGAGCGUCUGCAGUUACAGAAUGCCUGUGAUGAAGCUCAAAAAGGCAUUUUACAUCUUGUCCUUCAGAACAAAGACAAAUUUGAAAAGAACAGUAAAUCAAGACUGGAGAAGAUUGACAAAGAGUUGCUGGCCAUUCUUCCCUCUGCUGAUCCAGAAGAGAUGAAGAGCAUCCAAGCAGCUGUUAAAAGUGGAUUUGUUGCGAAAUCGGAAGAUGAUUACUGCUGAGUGAAUUCACAGCAUUUGGCAUCAUUAGCUAAUACAUUCACCGUGAAGUAAAUGAUAAUUACUGUGAUUUGCAUUCCUUUUUUACCUUAUUAGUUUUCUUUUAUAAGUAGAUAAAGUCUGAAAUUAAUCUGCCUAUUUUGCUACUAUACCAUAAACAAAGUUGCUUUUUUUCUCUCUGUGUCCAGUGCACUUGUAAGGCAGCAUAAUAUACCGCAAGACAAAAAAAAAUUGCUCCUUUUUUAUUUUUAAUAUUUAUGAUUCAUUUAAAAAAUUUAAUAAAAAAAAAAAACAGGCAACUUAUAGUGGCUGAGAGCAAGUCAACUUUUGGCUUUGAUAUCUACCUUACCAUGCUUUGUCAUAUUUCUCUAAUAUUCUAUUAAAAUGAUCGAUAAUACUUUACUGUAUGGCAGUGUUUAGAAGAAUACAUGACUUUUA
This is a messenger RNA of Colossoma macropomum (tambaqui), 2583 nucleotides long. RefSeq names its product myosin-1-like. Lineage: Eukaryota; Metazoa; Chordata; Actinopteri; Characiformes; Serrasalmidae. Bases 115 to 2148 code for a protein of 677 amino acids. The record is from RefSeq and is a predicted model, not a curated record. The transcript has 3 exons.